AUGAAGGCUAGUAGAGUGAAGGCACGAGAUAUUAGUAAGAAGUUAGGCUUCAAACAUUGUGAAAUUGUGGAUGCUAUAGGCUUUCGAGGAGGCCUUUGGGUCGCUUGGAAUAACGAUGACAUUAAAGUUUCUAUCAUGGAGACAAACGAGCAAUUUAUUCACACAAUGAUUGAAAGAGGAAGUGAUAAGAUCUUUGUUACUACAGUUUAUGCUUGUCCCAAUAUCUUGAUUCGCCGUUCCCUCUGGCCUCUCCUUCGAAGAAUUAAUCCAGGUAAUGAAUGGCCAUGGUUCAUAAGGGGAGACUUCAAUGCCACCCUCUACUCUAACGAGCGUCAGUCGUCCGCUCUAAGGACAACUUCUAUUGAUUGUGAUUUCUAUAAAUGGGUGGAGGAGAUGGAACUCACUGAUAUGGGUUGCGUAGGACCCUACUUUACUUGGAAACGAGAGGGAUGUGAAAGCAGAAUUGAUCGAGUCCUAGCUAAUGCUAAAGCUCAGUCUACGUUUAUAGACGCCGUGGUCAAACAUCUCCCUUGGUUCAAGUCUAAUCGCUGCCCCCUUCUUCUUCAGCUAUGGCCAGGUAUGGUUCCUCGAUCUAGUACUUCCCGCCCUUUCCGUUUUAAUGCUCCUUGGGUGCUUCAUGAUGAUUUCAACAGAUUAGUAAAAGAUAGUUGGGAGCAUAAAGUUAAUUGGGUUGAGAAUAUCGAGAAGUUUAUUAAAGUCCUUGUUGAUUGGAGUAAUACCUCUUCUCUUGAACAGCUCCAAAGAAAACUAUGGUUUGAAUUGGAAGAGGUGAUUCUCCAAGAGGAUCUCCUUUGGGCUCAAAAAGCUAAAUGCGACUGGUAUACUCUUGGUGACAAGAACUCCAAGUUUUUUCAUACCCACGUAAAUGAUCGAAGAAGAAGGAAUAAAAUUGAAGCUAUUCUUCAAGAGAAUGGGGAGUAG
Molecule: messenger RNA, 942 nt
Organism: Neltuma alba
Lineage: Eukaryota; Viridiplantae; Streptophyta; Magnoliopsida; Fabales; Fabaceae
Exons: 2
Coding region: 1-942 (313 amino acids)
Source: RefSeq, a predicted model, not a curated record